AUGUCUUCCCAGGUAUACCAAUUUUUCAGCUGCCUCCCAGAGGACAAGGUCCCCUAUGUCAACAGCCCCGGAGAGAAAUGUAGGAUCAAGCAGCUGCUGCACCAGCUCCCCCCACACGACAGUGAGGCACAAUACUGCACAGCGCUGGAUGAGGAGGAGAAAAAAGAACUCAGGGCCUUCAGCCAGCAGCAGAAGCGUGAAAAUCUGGGUCAUGGCACUGUGUGCAUCUUCCCCGUAACCAUCACUGGGGCCAUCUGUGAGGAGUGCGGGAAGCAGAUUGGAGGCGGGGACAUCGCAGUGUUUGCCAGCCGCACAGGCCUGGGCGCCUGCUGGCACCCACAGUGCUUUGUGUGUACCACCUGCCGGGAGCUGCUCGUGGACCUCAUCUACUUCUACCACACUGGCAAGGUCUACUAUGGCCGCCACCAUGCCGAACGCCUGCGCCCGCGCUGCCAGGCCUGUGAUGAGAUCAUCUUCUCCCCUGAGUGUACAGAGGCCGAGGGCCGGCACUGGCACAUGGGUCACUUCUGCUGCUUCAAGUGUGAAGCAUUGCCAGGAGGCCAGCGCUAUGUCAUGCAUCAGAGCCGCCCCCACUGCUGCGCCUGCUACGAGGCCCGCCACACUGAGUACUGUGAUGGCUGUGGGGAGCACAUCGGCCUGGACCAAGGCCAGAUGGCUUACGAGGGCCAGCAUUGGCACGCCUCGGACCGCUGCUUCUGCUGCAGUCGCUGCGGGCGAGCCCUGCUGGGCCGCCCUUUCCUGCCGCGCGGUGGCCUGAUCUUCUGCUCGCGCGCCUGCAGCCUCGGGCCGAAGCCCGCCGCUACCCGAACUAGCCAUCGCAGCUGGAGCGCGGGCACCAUCUCGGCGCCUCUAGCAGCCUCGGUGGCCUCUUUCUCAGCUGCCGAGGGAGCGUCCGAGACCGCCACCGAAGUAACCAGCCCGGAGCCAGCGCCUACCAUUGGCCCCGAAGAGCCCGCCCCCUUUCUGAGAGGGGCCCCUCACCACCACUCUAUGCCCGAGCUGGGGCUCCGCAACACCCCUGAACCACCCCCCGGGUCCCCCGACCACCCGGAUCCGCAUCCCGAAGAUGGUGCCUUCGGCCGCCAGAGCACUCCGCGAGUCAGCUUCCGAGACCCUCUGGUGUCUGAGGGAGGCCCCCGGCAGACCCUGAGCGUACCCCCAGCCCAGCGCCGGAGGCCACGCAGUCCCCCGCCCUGGGCCCCCAGCCGUCGCCGCCGUCAGCCCCCCCCCCACCAUCACCACCACCACCACCACCACCACCGCCGCCAUCCCGGCAGACGUCGCCACCAUCAAUGUCACUCGGGUUCCGGGUCUAACUCGGAAUCUUGCUCCAGCUCUCCCUCCAGCCCCAGUUCUGAGUCCUCAGAAGACGAUGGCUUCUUCCUAGGGGAACGCAUCCCACGCCCCCCGCACCUGCGCCGGCCCGUGUCAACUCAGGACCCUGCAACAAAGACCUCCAACUCCCCACCCCCUUCACUCCCCAGGGACCCGCGCCCAGGGAUGCCUCGCCAGGCCCGAGACAAGAACUGCAUCGUGGCUUGA
Choloepus didactylus (southern two-toed sloth) is the source of this 1563-nucleotide messenger RNA. RefSeq names its product prickle planar cell polarity protein 3-like. The record is from RefSeq and is a predicted model, not a curated record. NCBI's taxonomy places the organism in Eukaryota, Metazoa, Chordata, Mammalia, Pilosa, Megalonychidae. Gene Ontology annotation, molecular function: zinc ion binding.